This is a messenger RNA of Dama dama (fallow deer), 2483 nucleotides long. It is a transcript of the gene TTLL9, whose product is annotated as tubulin tyrosine ligase like 9. The coding region runs from base 1 to 1386 and encodes 461 amino acids. NCBI's taxonomy places the organism in Eukaryota, Metazoa, Chordata, Mammalia, Artiodactyla, Cervidae. The record is from RefSeq and is a predicted model, not a curated record. Gene Ontology annotation, cellular component: cilium. Gene Ontology annotation, molecular function: ATP binding; tubulin-glutamic acid ligase activity; tubulin binding. The transcript is spliced from 15 exons. Gene Ontology annotation, biological process: microtubule cytoskeleton organization; protein polyglutamylation.
AUGUCACGACCGAAGAAUCAAAAUUACAAGGGCCAUGGAUUGCCAAAAGGAAAAGAACGAGAGCAGAGAGCCUCAAUCCGGUUCAAGACCACUCUUAUGAAUACUCUCAUGGACGUCCUUCGCCACAGGCCGGGAUGGGUGGAAGUAAAGGACGAAGGGGAGUGGGAUUUCUACUGGUGUGAUGUCAGCUGGCUUCGGGAGAACUUUGACCACACCUACAUGGGCGAGCACGUGCGGAUCAGUCACUUCCGAAACCACUACGAGCUCACCCGCAAGAACUACAUGGUGAAGAACCUGAAGCGAUUCCGGAAACAAAUGGAGCGUGAGGCAGGAAAGCUGGAGGCAGCCAAGUGCGACUUCUUCCCCAAAACCUUUGAGAUGCCCUGCGAGUACCACCUAUUUGUGGAGGAGUUUCGUAAAAACCCGGGCAUCACCUGGAUCAUGAAACCUGUAGCCCGGUCACAGGGGAAGGGCAUCUUCCUCUUCCGGAGGCUGAAGGACAUCAUGGACUGGAAGAAGGGCACCGCUGGGAAGAAGCUCACCAGCCUGGAGGCCCAGCCGGCCCGAAACACUGUCAACCCCUCUGGCAGCCAUGACACAAGAAGUUCUGAUGACCAGAAAGAUGAAAUUCCCGUGGAGAACUAUGUAGCUCAGCGUUACAUUGAAAAUCCGUACUUGAUAGGAGGCCGCAAGUUUGACCUGCGUGUCUACGUGCUGGUGAUGUCGUACAUCCCGCUGCGGGCCUGGCUGUACCGGGAUGGCUUCGCCCGAUUCUCCAACACCCGCUUCACACUGAACAGCAUUGAUGACCAGUACGUUCACCUCACCAAUGUCGCCGUGCAAAAGACAUCUCCCGACUACCACCCGAAGAAGGGCUGCAAGUGGAUGCUGCAGCGCUUCCGGCAGUACCUGGCGUCCAAGCAUGGGCCCGAGGCAGUAGAGACGCUUUUCAGCGACAUGGACAACAUCUUCAUCAGAAGCCUGCAGAGCGUGCAGAAGGUGAUCAUCAGCGACAAGCACUGCUUUGAGCUGUACGGCUAUGACAUCCUCAUAGACCAGGACCUCAAGCCGUGGCUCCUGGAGGUCAAUGCGUCUCCAUCACUGACAGCCAGCAGCCAGGAGGACUAUGAGCUCAAGACCUGCCUCCUGGAAGACACCCUGCACGUUGUGGACAUGGAGGCCAGGCUCACAGGAAGGGAGAAGCGAGUAGGAGGCUUUGACCUCAUGUGGAACGAUGGCCCUGUCAGCAGAGAAGAGGGGGGUCCUGACCCGUCGGGGAUGGGGAACUUUGUAACCAACACACAUCUCGGCUGCGUCAAUGAUCGGAAGAAACAGCUGAGGCAGCUGUUCCGCUCCCUUCAAGGUCAGAAGAAAACUCCCAACUAAUCCCCAGCAUGAAGAACCACUGGUACCACACUGGUCCUCUCUGCUCCCCGUUUCAGCACAGCAGCACUCAGAGCACUCACCCUCCCUCCCUCUUUCCAGCCUGGCAGCUGCUUUGCUGGCCCAGCACCCCACCCUACUUACCCUGGACAUCUUUGCACCAGGAGAGAGCCAAUCUCUGGGACUGGAUAGAUUUUAACCUCGAUGGAUUGGUUAGCCCGGCGAGGAGGACAAAUGCAGCAAGUAAUACCCGAGAGAGAUCAUGUCUAAUAAAGGAUUAUUUGGAGAGUCUUUGGGCUCCAGGCUUCGCUCAGGGAAUGCUGUCGCCGCAACCACAUCUUCCUGGUUUUGACCCUUUGAUGUCUCUCAGAGGAUGUGUUGUAGGCUCCUCCAAGAGCAAGGGUUCAGUUCUUGUGUUUGCAAAGCAAGCAGUUGUUAGACUGUGUGUUUACUGGGGGUCCAAGUAAGGGCUGAGCCUUAAAUAUAUCUUGCCCUCCUUACAAUACCCUGACUGCAUGUCAGGGGACCCAUGGAGCUCCCUGACCAUCUGAAAACCAGUGGGCCAGAGCAUCCCUAUUUCUCAAGUAGAGAAGGCAGAGCUGCUUAGUGAGGGUCUCCACAAAGGUGCACUUAUUAAGUCAGCUAGGUGACCUAGGUGCCUCUCUGGGCCUUCCUAUUUGAGGUUGGGAGCUGAGCUUUCUAGAUCAGAAAGGCCUGGGCUGUCAGGCAGAGAUGGCUUGGGCUCAAGUAAGAAUGUCUGCAUUUUCCACAUUCCAACGCCUCUUGGUUGAAGAGGAGUUGAACCAAGAGUGGGCUGGUGGCUAACUGCUUCAGGACAACCUUCCAAGGGACCCCAGGCAGCUCCUUGAUCACUCUGCCUGCUUCAGGACAGUUUUUUCAACCGCAAACAGCAGAAUCUGACUGUGGGGGGAAGGGAAGGGCUUUUCAAAGAAAAAUACUGGCAAAUCUAAGUGAAUCAGCCAGCCUUGGGAACGCCAGAAACCAGGCCAUCCUGGGCCCCCUGCUCCAGAAUGUAGGGGUUUCCCUCAUCCCUGUGACUGGGUAAAGCCCAGACAACCCUAGGAAUGGGCUCCAUGUCU